CACGUAAACCAUGGAGGUGAAUCAGAGCAAAAUGAUCACGUUGAAUAGUUCAAACUAUCAGCUGUGGAAAGGGAAAAUGGAGGACCUUCUUUAUGUGAAGGAAUUUCAUGAGCCUGUCUUUUCAGAACAAAAGCUAGACAGCAUGAACGAUGAAGAAUGGAGGCUACUCCAUAGGUACAAAGAUGGCACUCCCACAACAGACCAUGUUAAUGAUUUCCUUGGCAUCAUCAAGGAGUUAGCUAAUUUGGGCAUAGACUUUGAUGAUGAAGUGAAUGGUCUGAUUCUUCUCAACACCUUGCCGGAAUCAUGGGAGAGUUUUAGAUCAACAACAAUCAACUCAUCUCCUGGUGGUCAAGUCACACUGGAAAUUGCCAAAAACAGGAUCUUUGAAGAGGAAAAAAGGAUGCGGGCAUUGGGAGUCUUCUCGCAACCAGAUACUCAAGCUCUUGUCACGGAGAAUAGAAGCAGGAGUAAAACCAAAGAACCCAGAGGACGAGGAGGCAAAUCCAAAUCAAAGUCCAAAAGUGGAGUGAAAUGCUAUCAUUGUAGCCAACUAGACCACAUGAAAAGGAAUUGCUACUUGUUGAAAGGAAAAGACAAGAAAAAGGUUGAAGAUAGCAAUACAACCGCUGUAGCAUCUACCAGUGGCGGUGACGUGACUCUAUUAUGUGAUCGUGGGGAGUGCUGCCAUGUAGAAAACUCAGAUGCUGAGUGGAUAAUUGAUUCUGGUGCCUUUUAUCAUUGUGUUCCCAAAAGGGAAUAUUUUUCAACAUACAAAGCAAGAGACUUUGGCACCAUAAAAAUGGGAAACAAGAGUGUUUCUCAUAUUAUGGGAGUUGGUGAUAUCUGUGUCCAGACAAAUGUUGGAUGCACAUUAACACUGAAAAAUGUGCGACCUGUUCCCGAUAUGCGUAUGAAUCUGUUGUCUGCAAAAGCACUGGAUGAAGAAGGAUAUGCACACUACUUCGGGAAUGGCAACUGGAAACUCACCAAAGGAUCAAUGGUGGUGGCAAAAGGGAGAGCAUGUUGCUCAUUAUACAAGACACACAUGAAAAUGUGUGGAGGUCAACUGAACACAGUUGAAGAUGAGGCUUCUCCAAAUUUAUGGCAUAAUAGAUUAGCUCACAUGAGUGAGAAAGGAUUGCAACUUUUGGCUAAGCAGUCCCUUAUUCCCAUGGCCAAAGGUGAAUAUGUGAAUCCUUGUGAUGUUUGCCUAUUUGGAAAGCAACACCGAGUUUCUUUUCAGAAGAAUUUGACUCGGAAGGAGAACAAGGUAGACUUGGUCUGCUCUGACGUUUGUGGUCCCCUGGAGGUAGAGUCAUUUGGUGCCAAUAAAUAUUUUGUUACCUUUAUUGAUGAUGCAACUCGGAAGACUUGGGUAUACUUGUUGCAGAAUAAAAGCCAAGUUUUCAAGUAUUUCCAGUAUUACCAUGCUAUGGUGGAAAGGGAGACAGGGUUGAAGUUGAAAUGUCUCCGUACAAAUAAUGGAGGGGAGUACACCUCCAAAGAAUUUAGAGACUACUGUUCCAAGCAUGGCAUGAGGCAUGAGAAGACAGUUCCUGGCACACCACAACAUAACGGUGUUGCAGAACGGAUGAACCGUACCAUUGUGGAGAAAGUUCGAUGCAUGCUAAGAAUGACAACUCUACCUAAGCCAUUCUGGGGUGAAGCAAUCAACACAGCAGUUUAUUUGAUCAACCGGUCACCUUCAGUUCCUUUGAAUUUUGAAAUCCCAGAGAAAGCUUGGAUGGGAAAGGAUGUUGGAUACUCUCACUUGAGAGUGUUCGGGUGCAAAGCAUUUAUGCACGUGCCAAAGGAACAGAGAUCAAAGCUGGAUGAUAAAGCCAUUCCAUGCAUUUUUGUUGGAUAUGGUGAUGAGGAGUUUGGCUAUAGACUAUGGGACCCAGAAAAGAAGAAAACUGUCAGAAGUAGAGAUGUUGUGUUUCAUGAACACGAGAAAAUUAAUGAUUUGAAGGAGAAAAAAGCUACAAGAAGCUCUGGAGAGGGUGUAGAAGAUCUAACACCGGCAAAAACUCCUUCAAGAAAAAUUACAAAUGAAGAAGAGGAGGUGCAGUCUCACAAAGACAAAGACUGCUGGAUGAAGGCCAUGCAGGAUGAAAUGAACUCCCUACACAAGAACAAUACUUAUGAGCUUGUGGAACUUCCCAAAGGAAGAAAAACCCUGAAAAACAAGUGGGUAUUCAAGCUCAAGAAAGAUGGUGACAAGAUAGUCAGAUAUAAGGCUCGAUUGGUGGUAAAGGGCUUCAGUCAGAAAAAGGGGAUUGAUUUUGAUGAAAUAUUUUCCCUAGUGGUAAAGAUGAGCUUGAUUUGCGUUGUGCUUGGUCUAGCAGCAAGCAUGAAUCUUGAGCUUGAGCAGUUGGAUGUGAAAACUGCAUUUCUCCAUGGUGACUUGCAUGAGGAAAUUUAUAUGGAUCAACCAGAAGGUUUUGAAGAUAAAGGGAAGGAACAUAUGGUUUGCAAGUUGAAGAAGAGCUUGUGUGGACUAAAGCAAGCUCCAAGACAAUGGUACAAGAAGUUUGAUUCUUUUAUGAUGGGUCAUGGUUAUAAAAGAACAAAUGCAGAUCCAUAUGUUGAGAAAAUUUGCAAGUUAAAAGAGGAGUUAUCAAAGUCCUUUGGCAUGAAGGACUUGGGACCAGCAAAGCAAAUUAUGGGUAUGGCUAUUACCCGUGAUAGAAAGGCUGGGAAGCUGUGGUUAUCACAGGAAAAGUAUGUUGAACGGUUGCUUGAAAGGUUCAACAUGAAACAUGCUAAGCCAGUUAGCACUCCUCUUGCAAAUCACUUCAAGCUAAGUAAACGAUCUUGUCCAACUACCAAAGAAGAAAAGGAGAAAAUGUCACCUAUUCCUUAUUAUUCUGCAGUCGGUUCACUGAUGUAUGCAAUGGUAUGUACACGGCCAGACAUUGCCCAUGCUGUUGGUGUUGUGAGUAGAUUCUUGUCUGAUCCAGGCAAGAUUCACUGGGAAGCUGCUAAGUGGAUCUUCAGAUAUCUGAGAUGAACUACCAAGUUGUGUUUGACAUUUGGGCAAACUAAACCAAUUCUAAAGGGAUACACAGAUGCAGACAUGGCAGGUAACCUUGAUAAUAGAAAAUCUAUAUGGUAUUUAUUCACUUUUGCAGGGGGAGCUGUAUCAUGGCAAUCAAAAUUACAGAAGUGU
Molecule: messenger RNA, 3175 nt
Organism: Rubroshorea leprosula
Lineage: Eukaryota; Viridiplantae; Streptophyta; Magnoliopsida; Malvales; Dipterocarpaceae
Source: the annotation of a GenBank genome assembly